Messenger RNA from Strongylocentrotus purpuratus (purple sea urchin), 1266 nucleotides. RefSeq names its product mediator of RNA polymerase II transcription subunit 11. Gene Ontology annotation, biological process: regulation of transcription by RNA polymerase II. Gene Ontology annotation, molecular function: transcription coregulator activity. The coding region runs from base 148 to 486 and encodes 112 amino acids. The record is from RefSeq and is a predicted model, not a curated record. Gene Ontology annotation, cellular component: mediator complex. The transcript is spliced from 3 exons. Lineage: Eukaryota; Metazoa; Echinodermata; Echinoidea; Camarodonta; Strongylocentrotidae.
ACUGUAAUGUUUCAGCUAGCUUACCAGCUAGGGACUCAAUCUCUAUGUAGUAUACACUUAGCAUAUAGCGCGCGCUGAUGAUAACGUUCAUGUACUACUGCUAUCUAGAUCUCCACCACAACACAUGUUGAUAUAAAAAUUGUCAUCAUGUCAUCUGGAUUUGAAGACAGACUAAAGCAACUGGAGAGUAUCGAAACAGAUAUUGCCUUAGUUGUCCAACAUGCAGGAAAAGUGAUUCUAGAACUGUCCAAGGAUAGACCUGUUGAGAAACAGAUUGACUCCAACACCAAAACCUUUGCAAAGACAUUGGAAGCUGUUGAGAAGAGACUCAUGGAGCAGAUCAACUAUCUUUCACAGGUAUCGACGGGACAGCCCCACGAGGGAUCUAGUUACUCGGCUCAGAAAGAAGCCCAGAUGGCGAUACACAGACUCGAGCAUGCUAAGACGAAACUCACGGAAAUCAAGAAAACGCUUACAGUCCAAUGAUCAGGGGUGUCUUUGUGAUGGGGACGUUGUCGUCGUCAUUCUGCUUCAUGUGUGCCAACCAUAGCACAUACCAUGCUGAUGCUGAGAGCAAGAAAAUAAUUCUCCAUCCAUUGAUCACUAGCUUGUUGUUCGUGAUGGACAUUUUCAUGUACAAAGAAGUCCCAGCUUGUGACGAUCGGAGCUUGCUAAGAUGAUCAUGGAGAACUUGAAAACACUCUGUUUAAUGACGACCGGUGUUACCAUUGUCAACAUGGGCAUUAUUGUCAGGCCAUAUUGAGGUACGAGUACAUGAUGAAGCAUGCCAAGACCAAGUUAAGAGAGUUACAAGAGUCAAUGAUCGUGAGCUCUACCAAUAUUGUCAUCAUCUGCUUCAUGAUGAAGAGAUCAAGAACGUACUUCUCAGUCCAAUGACCGAGCAUUUUCAUCAAAACCCUCGUGUAGUUGUCUGCAGAGAGGCGAUAGCAUGCAAGCUGGUAGAGAUGGAGUACACCCAGUCCUGUGAUCAUCUACCUCAUUGCCCUUAGUGAUGCCAUGUCAUACAUCUAGGGCUCAGAAUCUGAUACAGUACAAAAGUAGGAGCAGUGCAGUGAUGCUCAUCUGAUAACAAAUGAACAUCUACAGCAGAUCAAAGAACUGUAGAAUUGAUGAUAUGGUAUUCAUAGGUGCUUGUUCAAGACUUAAAGGCAUCUUUUAACAAUGUUAAAUCUGAGAUGCACGGCCCUACAAGUUAUCAGUGUCUGUGAUAAGGUGUUAUAUUAAAGCCCUAAAAAAAUUGCACUU